Molecule: messenger RNA, 4069 nt
Organism: Paramormyrops kingsleyae
Lineage: Eukaryota; Metazoa; Chordata; Actinopteri; Osteoglossiformes; Mormyridae
Source: RefSeq, a predicted model, not a curated record
GGUGCACCUGGAAAUAAAAACAUGAUUUACUCCAGGUAAUUACUUCAUUGCACAAAACAUGUCAACAGCCAAAAAGCCCAUUAAAGUAAUAAAAAGAGACCCAAAGUAUUCAAAUAGCCAGUCCAUGAAGUCUUCAUUUUGUAUAUUAUAGUUGGUAUAGUGAUUUUUUUCUUUCCUUUUCUGUAUUUGAAUGAGAAUGGGGCAUUUUUGUAAGAACACAUCUUUACCCGUAUUUUAAAUCCGUUGUCAUGACGUAACGUGUCCUGACAUCCUGUCUUGUCUUCCCAAAGCCGCCGUAAGUAUCGCAACUUAACUUUUUUGUGUGAUCCUUUAAUUCGAUCAUUCUGAUCUUAUGGACAUGAAGCAGGGAAAGAAUUGUUCCACUGUCCGCGGAUUUUAUGUGCCGAUGAAAUGAACUUAGAGAGUGACUGCAACAUGUCAGUCAGUUGUGGCAAUGGAAAACUUAGGCAGUGGCUGAUCGAUCAGAUUGACAGCGGAAAAUACCCCGGAUUGGUGUGGGAGAAUGACGACAAAACCAUUUUCAGAAUACCUUGGAAGCACGCUGGCAAACAGGACUAUAACCGGGACGAGGAUGCGGCGCUUUUCAAGGCUUGGGCGCUGUUUAAGGGCAAAUUCAGGGAAGGGCUCGAUAAACCGGACCCCCCGACGUGGAAAACUAGACUCCGGUGUGCGCUGAACAAAAGCAAUGACUUCGACGAACUGGUAGAGAGGAGUCAGCUGGAUAUAUCUGACCCAUACAAAGUUUACAGAAUCAUCCCAGAAGGAGCCAAAAGGGGGGCGAAGCAGAUGAGCACAGAGGAGCCCACCAGCCACAUGGAACAGCUGGGAUACCCCAUGCCGGUCCCCUAUGCCAUGCAAACUCAGGUGCCAAAUUAUAUGGUGGCACCCGAGAGACGGGAUUGGAGGAGCUACGUUCCAGAACAGCAUCACCACAGCGAUUUGCCCUAUGGCCACUACCCAUCGCGCACCCUAUCCUGGCAGGCCCCGCCCUGCGACAAUGGCUACCAGAUCACUGGAUCCUUUUAUUCCUGCUCCCCGGUGGAUUCCCAGUCUCCUGCCUUUCCUCUGGAUCCUAGCCGAUCCGCAGAGACCCUGGCAUUCUCUGACCGCCGGCUGCACAUCUGCCUGUACUACCGAAAGACCCUGGUGAAGGAGGUGACCACCGUCAACCCCCAGGGCUGCAGAAUCUCGUCCGGCCCCGAGGACAGGCAGGGCGGCAGUGUCGAGCAGGUGCUCUUCCCCUUUCCGUAUCCCCAGUCGCAGUGCCGGGGCACGGAGCGGCUGUCCGUCACGCUGGAGCGCGGCGUGCUGCUGUGGUUGGCUCCCGACGGCCUGUACGGCAAGCGCCUCUGCCAGAGCGGCAUCUACUGGGAGGGGCCGUCGGCCCCCUUCGCUGACCAGCCCAACAAGCUGGAGAAGGAGCAGACCUGCAAGCUGUUUGACACACAGAGAUUCCUGGCAGAGCUCCAGGGUUACGUCCAUCACAGCCGCCCCAUGCCCAAGUUCCGUGUACUGCUGAGUUUCGGGGACGAAUACCCGGACCCACAGAAGCAGAUGAAGAUGAUCACAGCUCAGGUGGAGCCUGCGUUUGCCAAACAGCUGGUCAGCUUCACACAGCACCCCGAUGUCCAUUACGCCCCCGGGUAUGAACUUCUGCAGCAUGGGGCAGCCACCUCGGAGGAGAGAGUCGCACGCCACUCCGGCAUACAGGAGUGAGGCCCUUGGCCUAGGACCCAUGACAGCCACCCCAACGGACCUACCUGGCAGAUAGACGGCAGGGGCAGCCUAAGAGAAGAUGCAUAAUGAGGCUCUAGUCUUUGCCAUACUUCUCGUCGCUCACGUGGACACCGGGGAGUCAGACGCUCGAGCCAGUCGAACUAAGAAAACUCGGUCUCUUCUCCUGCUGUUUCUCCUCCUGAGUCUCGGGAACAUGCUUGUUCCACAUGAUGGAUUUUUCUUUGGGGGUCUUGGAGCUGCCGGGGGCCUUCGAGACUGUGAGAGUCAUGCUGGUUUCACAAAGUGCGUCUUAAUUAUCUCUUGAUUUAUAGCUGGGAUGCAUCUUGGGGCACCGUCCUAACUGGGCCAGGUCUUCAGCAGGGCAGAGAAACCCACGAGUCUCUGCUUCCCCCUGAAGAGCACGGCCUCAAAUGUUUUCAAAUGGAGUCAUUACAGUUUUUCUUGAUUGCUUUGGCACAUUUCAUGAAACGUACUUAACAUAAGAGCAUUUCUCAAUGCAUACAGCACAACACCAUGGUUUAGUUGCAAAAGUCUGUAACUCACCCAAAACAAUUAAAACAUGUCCCAAACACAAAUAAUUCCACCAAUUAAUUAGUCAGUGUCAAUGCUUAGAUAUAUUGUUAAAAUGUCAGUGUAAGUAAGCUCCAGGAAGCUGAAUGAUAGUCGGUUCCCACUUUCUCAUUGUCGCUGACUGAUCAUUUUUCUUUAGCAAACUGAUACUUAUUCAUGUCAAAGACACUAGUUUCAACACUGCAAGGCUCUACAUUACAGUAUGCGAAGUUCACUGGCGAGAGAAAGCACUCGCAUGCACAUGGAACUUCUUCAGAUCCCAAGACACAGUACAAUAGCAAACAUAAAAGUCACACAGCACUGUAUAACACAAAAACAGCAACAUGGCAAUAGAAGAACAACAAAGGGGCAACAAAAUCAUGUACUGUGGGAACCAAAAACACAUUAAUGUCACUGCAAUUUAUGGAAUAUAUUUUUAAAUCAUUUUGAAAGCUUGGUUGACUGUUUUGCAUGUGGUGACUAACACAAUGAUCACAUACAUAUAGUUUUGGGUGCAAUUCUAUUAAAGUGGGAAACUACAUAAUCUAUUUUGACCAACAAGACUAAAGCGACUGACAAUUGUGUCAAAUGAUGACAAUUAAUACGUAUUAAAACAUUUGGAAAUUUGUGUGAAUCAAUGAGAAAUGAUGUCCUGCUGUCUGUAAGUGACAUUAUGGUGUAGGGAUUACACUUGUUGCUUCGCAAAUGUUAAUUGUCAAUUUGAGAAAUGCUCCAAAGCAAUUGAGAAAAACUGCAAUACCAGGUUUGGAUCUGGGUGCGAAGACGUAGUCUGUGUUUAAGGAUGUAGUACCAAAGUGAGGGCAUUGUAUUCAUUGUACUAACCUGAACGUUUGUUAAAUUUUUUAUUUUACCAAAAAAGAAUGACAACGUUCCGCAUUUAUUUACUGAAGUCGUUGCACUUGAACUGAAAUGUGUUAUUUCGUUUAGGUCUGCUAGCAGCGUAAAAUUGACUAUUUGAAGUCACUGUGAUCAUUUCAUGCAUAUAAUGCGAUUUAAACUGCAAAUUUCGUUGCUGGUCUCUAGCAUUAAUGUGGCUUCAUGUGUUGCGGAGAAUGGAUGAAGGAUGCAGACAUGGAGGCAGAGGUUUCAGUGCCUAGCUGGACUCAGGCAAGUCACCGCUCUCUUUCCCGACACGCUGAUCCUCGUGAAAACCUGUUCACGCUAAGAGUGCAGCCCUCUUACUCAGACUGAGUUUGCUGAGGCGGCUUCAGGUGUGGAAUUAUUCAUUUGCUUAUUACACUUCUUACAUAUCGACCCUGACACGUUGCCUGAAACGGCGCCAGAACGAGUAAGACGGUAACCAAAACAGCAGCGCAGAAAAUCCUUGCUUUUGCAGCACAACUAAGCUUGAUAGUAACAGCACUGAGACUGAUAUUGCUGGCAAACUGCAGUGAAAUGCAGUUGCAAAGAAGUUGGGAAGCUGGAAUCUUCAAAGAAGGCGAUAACUAUCAUUGAAAUCAUGACACGGAAACUGCUAGAACUCUGCGGUAGGGGGAUUACGAGGCCGUCAUCUUACACACAAAAUCUCGACAGUUAGUGGAGGUACACGUUCCACUGUUAUUUCUUUAGCGCUUGUGUAAGUGUGGUUAAGGUGAAGGCAGGAGACACCACAGUGGUAAGAGUGAUGUAGAGGAACUGCCCUGCAAAAACAGGGGGGGACCUCAAGUGGCAUGAAACAGGAAGUCAUUUACAGGUGCACAGGAAGUCACCCCCCAAGGAAAAACACACACACUCAUGUAUA